AUGGCGGCUUCAUUACCCAGCGCUGACCACAAUUUGCCCUUCACGCAGCCUGUAUGUCAAAAUUGUCAGACCUCCACCACUCCCUUAUGGCGGCGCGACGAAGCUGGUUCCGUCCUGUGCAAUGCCUGCGGACUUUUCCUCAAGCUACACGGCCGACCUCGUCCAAUCAGUCUCAAAACAGACGUAAUAAAAAGUCGCAACCGAGUCAAGACCGCCAGUCAAGCACCCAAGAAGAAGUUUGAACCAAAUGGCCUUCCCGCCUCUCAACCCGAAAUUACCACCCCCAAUGGCCUCAACACGCACCGUCGCGUCUCACAAAUGGCCGCAUCGGUGACCUCUGAUCGUUCGCAUUCACCAGUGUCACGCACAGGCACACCUGUCGUCCACCACGACCCGAACAUUGCCCCUCAACACCUCUUUGAUGGCGCCUCGGCUAUGCCUGAACAUCAUGCGAAUGGAUCAUCGCCCUCGUUACCGGCCCUGCACACUCUGAACCAACCUUCCCCUCCUGGAACCAACGCAUCUGCUCACGACAGACACUCUGAGUCAUUGACUUAUGAUCAGCUCCUUGCCGCCAAUACCACUCUCCGUACACGUGUGUCCGAACUUGAAGUUAUCAACAUGGUAUAUUUGGACAACGAAAAUAGCUUGCGCAAGGAACGGGACAAGGUCGUCAAAGAACGUGACGAUCUGAAAAGGCGAGUCGACGAGCUGGAAAACCAACUUCAUGAAGUCAACAACCAGGAACAUCUCUCGAAAAAGCAACGACUGUCGCCUGAAUUACGAUAA
Molecule: messenger RNA, 789 nt
Organism: Exophiala viscosa
Lineage: Eukaryota; Fungi; Ascomycota; Eurotiomycetes; Chaetothyriales; Herpotrichiellaceae
Product: GATA-binding protein
Exons: 2
Coding region: 1-789 (262 amino acids)
Biological process (GO): positive regulation of transcription by RNA polymerase II; negative regulation of transcription by RNA polymerase II
Molecular function (GO): RNA polymerase II cis-regulatory region sequence-specific DNA binding; DNA-binding transcription factor activity, RNA polymerase II-specific; zinc ion binding
Source: RefSeq, a predicted model, not a curated record